CCUGGUAAGUGCUCAGCUCACCACCGUCUUGUAUACUGCUAUGUACGGUGUUUAGGGUUGUAGAGAGAGCAUCAAAGCAUGGGGAGAGCCAUUACUAAGAGCAUGAUCAGGAGGAUGAUGAUGACGACGACGAAGAACAGCGCUGUUGGUCACUUCCUCCGACGGACCUCAACCCCUCACUUGAACAGCUCGCCUCUCUUCCAUUUACAUAACCCAUCUUCUCUCACUCAUCACGUUGUUCAACAAAAAUCCCAUCUUUGCCCCUUUUCCUCUGAUCCCCGUCGGUUUUUCAGCAUUGGCUUCUCUGACGAUGUUCGAGAUGAGGCAAGUGAAGAAGGAGAAACCACUGAUGAUGGAUGGGAAGAAGAAGACGAUUCUGAGCCUAUGAUUGGUGAUGGGGGUGAUGGCGGUGGAGUUGCCUUGCGUAAUGUUCCCUGGGGCCAGCGGGCGCUCUCUGUUGCCAAGGAUAUCCUUAAGGAGUUUAAUGAGGACAUUGAACUAUAUGCUUUCAAGACUAGUCCUCGAGGAUAUGUCUAUGUGAGAUUAGACAAAUUAACAAAUGAAUAUGGCUGUCCAAGCAUGGAAGAGCUUGAACGAUAUAAUCAAGAAUACAAGAAAAGAUUAGAUGAGGUUGGAGCACUUGGAGAGAUACCUGAUGAUUUGGCACUUGAGGUUUCAUCCCCAGGUGCUGAGAGGAUACUAAAAGUGCCAGAUGAUCUUAAUCGUUUCCAAGACAUGCCCAUGAGAGUCCAUUAUACGGAAAAUACAGAAUCCAAUAGCACAGAAGAGGAUGGAGUUUUCUUGUUAGAGUCUAUAGAGAAAGAAUCAGAGGUAUGUGUGUGGAAGCUGGCAGAUGUUAAAGAGAACAGAGACCCUCUCAGAAAAGGCAAGCCUUUAAGUCGAAAACAGAAGGAUUGGCGAUUAGAAUUGCCGUUUAUCAUGCAUAGAAUGGUAACCCUGUAUCUUGAUUAAUUCUUAAAUCUUUUUGCUACCUACAUUUUAAAAACUAGAUAUGACAUUUGGAAGUAGUUUUGGAGGAAAAAAUGUAGUUCUUUUCUGAGUUAACUUUUCAGCACAGUACUAGGUGAUGUUCUGGUUUUAUUAAACUUUAAAUUAAUUGAAUAUAAAUACCUGUUAAUUUGGACAUAGGUCGUUUAUCUAAGCAGCUGUGCAAGAAGUUCAUAUAUGAAAUUGUAAGAACUGAUAUCUAGUGAAGAUAAUAUGAUAUAACAGUAGCAGGAACCUAUUGAUGUGAGGUAGAUUCAGUAUGGUUUAUCCUCCCUCAGGUGCUUGGUAUUAUUUUUGAAAUAACAAAGAAGAAACAGUGAUAGUAUCAAGCUUUCGAGAAACUUGACUCUCUCCUGGUCUUUAGUCUAAUCUCCAAAAUUCUGAUAUAGUCCCCUUGCUGUCUCUUCUCUAACCACCCUCUCACUUCCCCCUCAUAACAGAAUUCUUUUUCCAUUCCACUUCCAGCAAGGUAGAGCUAGUAACAAAGCCUCCCAACUUAUAUUGUAGUGAUUAGAAAAUUAAGCUCUUCCCAUAAAUAAUGUGGAUAAUGUGAUUUCUCAACACAUUAUAUCUUAUUUGCUUGGUUGCAAAGUGUAGCCAUUGAGGCACCAGACUAAUGUGGAGUUUGGAAUUCAAUUGUGUAUAUUGUUUUUCCCUAGUUCCUUUACCUGAUUCUCAAGCGCUGCUGUUAAAACAUGAUUAUAGCAGAAUCCAGCUCUUCUCUUGAUUUCUAUCCCUGACAAAUUCAACCAAAGAAUAAAUCCAUUCCCCAUGAUGAACUUGGGGUAUGUUAGAACAUUAAUACAAAGAUAGCAGCCUCCGACAAUCUGAACUCCCCAAGUUGCUGAUCAGUCUUUGGAAGAAAAGUGAGGAAUAGCUUUUUUGGCAUGUAUAUCACCCGAAGACUGUGGUUCUAGGCAUAAUGUCAAGCUUCCGCAAUGCUUUUCAGUUUUUUUUUUUUUUUUAUUGGUCCUGGAUGUGUCCAUUCACUCUCCACUGAUCUGCUUCCGCACACCAAACUAGCACAUAUUCUUCGUUUGUUUGGGUUAAAAGGAUCUCUAAAAUUUCAUGAGCAUUAGAGAAAUGUGCAGUGAUACUUUGCUUAUUCGAGAGAGUUAUCUUUUAUCUACCAGACUCUCUGAUCUACCCAUGGUUGGUAUUGGAUACUUUGCUUAUUAGGAACCCAGUGAAUUGUUGAAGGCCCUCAGGUUUUGAGUUCGGAUCUCAUUGCCCAAAAUCAUGCUAAACAUGCAAAGUUGAUUUCCCAAAAUCAAUUCAGACCCAAUACCAUUUCAUAAAGACCUAGAAUAUGACGAUUGAUUUGGCAAUUAUCCAUGGUAGCUUUAGAGGAUAUAAUACUGUCAUCCAUAAAAAAUAAAUGAUUCUUGUCAUUAAAUCACUUGUCCAAAAAGUUUGAGUUAUUAGAUAGAGUUACAAAAAUUGUUAUAUAUCUUACAUGAUCCCUUCACAAGAGCUUCUUUUGAGCGUGUAGCGGGAAUUUUGCAUC
This is a messenger RNA of Arachis stenosperma, 2515 nucleotides long. RefSeq lists its product as uncharacterized. Lineage: Eukaryota; Viridiplantae; Streptophyta; Magnoliopsida; Fabales; Fabaceae. The record is from RefSeq and is a predicted model, not a curated record. The transcript has 5 exons. The coding region runs from base 79 to 972 and encodes 297 amino acids.